This is a messenger RNA of Mugil cephalus (flathead mullet), 5681 nucleotides long. RefSeq names its product ADP-ribosylation factor-like 4aa (gene arl4aa). Gene Ontology annotation, biological process: vesicle-mediated transport; intracellular protein transport. The record is from RefSeq and is a predicted model, not a curated record. NCBI's taxonomy places the organism in Eukaryota, Metazoa, Chordata, Actinopteri, Mugiliformes, Mugilidae. The transcript has 2 exons. Gene Ontology annotation, molecular function: GTP binding; GTPase activity. The coding region runs from base 473 to 1075 and encodes 200 amino acids. Gene Ontology annotation, cellular component: cytoplasm.
GACAUUACAAUCAAAAUGGUGUGACCAACAGUCAGAGCAACAGGUGAUCUUGAUUCCCGGGCACGCGCAUGAAUGCCAGAUGUGUUAGCCAAUCAGAUAGGAAAGAGGUGAUAACACGAACCAAUCACAUGUUCCGGCAGUGUCUGUAUGGGCGUUGUUCCAGAAUGGGCAAACACAACAGCAGUGCUAUCAGCAGUGGAUCCACACGGGACACCAAGGAGAGAUAGGGAGGGUUUUUUUUCGGUUGUGGCGUCUUGCUUUUGUCGCCGUCGUUGCUUAAUUAAAAGGAGGAAAUGCACCCAGAACCGAAUUUCAGACUUAAAGGAUCGUGUUUAUGUUUCCAGAGGAUUUGAUUCAGUGUUUUCCCUUCGUGAUGCCUGGUAGUUGCUGCAGUCAUUUUGGAAUAUAACCAACUCUGACAAGCAUUCCUGGACAGCUCAAACCUCCCAGAUCACCAUCCCCAUGAGGCAAGAUGGGGAAUGGAUUGUCAGAACAACCUAGCCUCAUCUCAAGUAUCCCACACUUCCAGUGUUUUCACAUUGCCAUCCUCGGACUGGACUCUGCUGGAAAGACCACCGUCUUGUAUAGACUGCAGUUCAAUGAGUUUGUGAACACUGUGCCCACGAGAGGUUUCAAUGCGGAGAAGGUCAAGGUGUCACUGGGUGGCCACAGGACUGUGACAUUCCACUUCUGGGAUGUCGGUGGUCAGGACAAGCUAAGACCUCUAUGGAAAUCAUAUACUCGUUGCACAGAUGGCAUCAUAUUUGUAGUGGACUCUGUGGAUGCAGAGCGUAUGGAGGAAGCCAGAACAGAGCUACAUAAAAUUGCGAAGAUGUCUGAGAACCAGGGUGUGCCCCUCCUGGUGGUGGCUAACAAACAGGACUUGAGGCAUUCUCUGGGGCUGGAUGAAAUAGAGAAACUGCUGGCACUAAAAGACCUGGGCCCUGCAACACCGUGGCACCUGCAGCCAGCCUGCGCCAUCAUAGGAGAUGGACUAAGAGACGGCCUGAGCAAACUCCAUGACAUGAUCCGAAAAAGGAGAAAAGCACUCCGGCAGCAGAGGAAAAAGAGAUAAAGUUGUCAUUGGUAGACUAGUCUCCUUUUUUGUGUGAAGGAAACAAAACACUUUAUCCUGGGUAGAUUUCAGUCUCCACUGCACACACAACUGAGAUUUAAGAUCUUUGGUCCUGUGUUUAUACUGUUGAUCAGGAAGUGAACAUAAAGGAAUACGUAUGAAGAUGAGAAUGUUUCAGACAAGUAUUGCUAUGUCAUGUUAAGGAGUUUGUACAGAUAGAGAAGCACUGAGGGUUUGUGGUCUGGAAGGGUGAUAUAAGUUUUUUUAUGGAUGUUUUUUUAUGGAUGCUGUAUGACUGUGAACGGCUGUUCCAAACAAUCUCACCAAAAAAUAAGAAAAGGCUUUGACUCGUUAAAGUGUUAGUAGAUUAGAUUUGAACAAUGUUGUUCCUGAGGGGGAAAUUUAUUUUACCUUUACAUAUGUUAAUCUUUACACUGGACUUUCCUUUGUGAAAGAAAAUUAUUAUCAUGCGAUAAUAUGAUAAAUGGUCUGGUUUUACAUGGUGCUUUUCAACCUAUUGGUACUCAAAGCGCUUUAGAGUCACAAUUACGCAUCUGCCCAUUCACUUACACAAGCACACACUGGGCCAAGCACUGCCACCAUGUGAGGGUUCAGUGUUGUGCUCAAGGACACCUAAGUGUAGCCUCUGGGCUAGCUGUCUGAUCCUUGUAACAUGCCAAACAUGCUCAUGUCUUUUUUCUUUUUUUCUCUCUGUUUUUUUUUUUUUUUUUUUUUUUUUUUUUUUUUUUUUUUUUUUUAAAGCACUUUAGGGUAUCACUUUAUGGAGUUUAUAAAUUUCAAAUAUAUGUUAUGUUGGAUUUUACAGACAUGUUUUGGGCAAAUAAAGUAAAAACUUGCAUAGUUAUUGGUCCACCUUGGCCACAUUGCUAUACACUGCUUUGUUAAAUAAAUCAUGUUUAGAAUAACAUAAAUCAUGGUAUGGAAGGUGUCAUUGUUUCUUUUGGGUGAUAGAAUUCCUGAGCUUUGAGAAGAUGGCUUGUAGAGGUUAAUAAUAAUCAAAAUAAGCAGUGUGGAAAAACAUCUUUUAACAAUAUAUUAAAUCAUGAGUUUCCAGAGAGAAGCUUCUGAGUAGAUAAUAUUCCAGUACUAGUUAUUCUGUUCCGGUCUUCAGAAAAACAUGUCUUGUCACGCCUUGUAUUUAUCAACAGAUGUAUAUGCUGAGUGGUAGUAUAUUUGAAAGAGAAUAAAAACCUAAUACCUGUCUUUGCUUGCGAUGCUGUAGUGCAAAGGGCUAAGAAAUGCCUCAGUUCACACUCUGUCUCUUCAGGCCUUGAAAAUGUUGUUGGGGCAGUCUGGAGACGCGACCCAGUAAAACAGGCUUGGGCAGGAAACUGCAAAUCCAGGGGCGUUACUGGGUAAACUGAGUUAGGAUAGAUGCGACGGCUAUUGCAUUAACGCCAUUUGUUCUCCCGUUCCUUUGAAACAAUUAAUGACUGUCAGCCCAGCAGGCCAGAUCAGCAGCAGCUGACUUUCUAAAAUAACUGAUGGUAGAUUUCUGAUUUUCACUGCAAACUGAUUGAAUCGCCAAACUUCCUCACCAUACUGAAUAUCUGUUCCAGUUCAAUGCCAUUAUAAUGGAUUUAAUGUAGGGUUUUGGUGCUGCUUUUAAAAGUAACUUGUCUUUAUAUCAGAAUGUCACACAUUUGUAUCACUUCUAGGGUUGCAGCAGAAAGUACAUGAACUCAGUAGAAUUCUCAAUCUGAUUUAAAUUUUGACUAAUCUUGUUUUUUCUUAUUUGGAAGCCCAGGUGCCUCUUCCCUACUACUCGCUUGUGCUUCAUUUUUGCCAACACACUUUAAAACAGUGACCAAAAACAAUUACUUAAUCACAUAUACAGUUAUACAGUAUAGAGAAUAAGUUUUCCUAGGGUGAAUACAUUUCUUGUCUAGCAUCCAUUAACUCAUUAACAUUAGACAGUGUGCAACGCUCUAACCCCCAUGAAAAUAAAAGCACACUCCAAUGUCAUCGUCAGCACGUCUUGUAUGGAGUAGUUCAUCCAUACAUCAAGACAUCCCACUCAACAUUUCUUUUAUAAUGUACUGAAUCUAUCCCAACUGUUGUUGUAAACAGACGCCUGAGGCCUCAGUGGUUGUUAAUUUUCAAGUUGGGCGGCAUGCAGCUUAACACUGUACAAAAUGUUCUGCAGCUGUCUCUGACAGAGCUACAAACUGGGAGGAGUCACGUGUUCCAGAAAGAUUUCUCCACACUACAAAUUCCUAUGUUAAAGUUUGCUUUUGCUUGGUAUCCUUGAUGUUGUUCAGCAUAGUCACACCCUUGAAACACUCUCAGUAUAGAAACACAAGCCAUCAAGAGGUUCAACCACCCAUGACGUAUAGGCUUUAGUGCAAGAAAAAUUAUUCAAAAUACUUUGAAUGUUUCUGAUUAAAUAAUGUUUAAGUUCUGAAUGGUUAUAAUGUCACUAUUUAUCAAAGAAUCAAAUAAGUUGUGUGACAUUGUUCUGCUUAUACAGCCAGGAGAGUCUGAUCUGCUGCAUGAAUCUUGGACUCAAAAGCGUGGUCAGUUAUCAGUAAUCACAUUAGAGUUUUCUCUGAGAAUGCUUAAGAUUUAAGUUUUCCAAUGCAAAGCCAAAUAAUUGUUUUCAUCAACAAAGUAUUAGCUCAGUGAUGGAGAGUAUUGGCUCAAAAUUGCACAGAUAGUUUCAAAUUGUUAUUGGAGAACCAGUUGUUGAAUAAUAAUUGGUAUUUGUAAUCAUUUCUGAUAGCAUUUUUUUGCGAAAUCACACCUAUGAUAAAAGUUAGAGGCCGGACUUGAUAGGACAUGAUAUUUAAAUGACUCACUGGAAAACCUUGGGACUCGAAGGUAGUUUUGUGGUAAAUACAUGCAUGUGUGCAUAUUUGAAACAGUGAGUAAAUGCCUUUUGUGGCCUUGAACCCUGGUGUACUCAGUUAACCCUUUCUUAGCUUCCACAGCACAUGCUCAAAUGGAGACAGUUUUACAAUAAAGCUGCAACAUCUGAAGUUCCAUUGGAGUUGCACAUAUGUCAAAUGUGGUGCAAAGUGCCUGUAGAACAAACUGUUACUUUAAAAUGCAUUCCCUUUAAAGACAAAGCUUUUGCUCUGCACACUCAUGAUACGUUGCUGUUGGUGUCAAACUGCACUGCCGCACUUUCCCAUAGACCUGUCCUCCAGAGGGUCCUCUGAUCCUGCUGAGUUUUGAGAUUUAUCCUGUUAUGUACUUAAAAAGGGACACUGCAGUGCAAUGCAUGAUCCUAGCCUGGUUAUUGUGCAAUGCUAUCAUGACCGGAUUCACUGUUUUCCCCCAUUCUAUUGAGAGCGAGUGCCUAUUUACAUGUAAAUUCCUCCCACAGCCCCGAAGCCUCGCUCAGUGUACUAACUGGGCCACCUGCAGGGGGAAUGGGGGGGGUUAGAGUAUACUGAGACACAGUGAGAGAGCUGUGUCAAACUGAGUGGAAGAAGAUCAGACAGAUAUUGUAUUCUGUUAGGUCUACCUGGAUGUACUUGUUAAAACUGUUAUGGUAAUUCUUUUUAAUAUUAGUGUUUCAGAAUUCAUAAACAAACAAUACCAAAUUACUUCAGUAUAUGUCAAAACUCUUCUCCUACAAUAUGUUUCAUACAGUUUACAAGUAAUUGCUGACUACUUUGCCAAUUACAUUAUACACCUUUUUUUUUUUUUUUUUUUUUUUGCUCUUAUCUCUUGUGUGUAAAAGUUAGUAAAGCACAAUGGAUGAUUUUAAUAUGGGGCUGCCUGAAAUUGUAAGCUAGUAAGAGGCUAGUAUGCUUUCAACAAACCAUUUGGUAAACUGUAUUUCCUGAUCAUGUUUCAAAGCUACAUGUUUAGUUGCUUAAAGUUAUUUUUGCUUAAGCAGUAAAACAUGCCAGCUCUUCUGAUAACUUAAACCACCCAACUCAUGACACAACAGCGUGCGCCAAUGUCAAAUUGUAAUAAAUUCUAACAAAAACAAAAAGAGAUGUGAGAUAGAAAUCCACUCUUUCAAUCAUCUAUCAGAAUAAAGUUUUCCAUUCGUUUUAUUUUCCCAUGAACACUGUUGAGCUGUACGUUCAGGUUAAACAAACAAACGAAAAAUUUAAGGUACUGGGCUUAAUGCUUUUUAAUUAGAACAGUACAAAGCCAAUACUAGUGUGUUGCAGGACAGUGUUUUUGCUUUGGUGUGAUUGACAGAUCGCAAUGCUCUCUGUGUGGAAGGCUAAUUGUUGUGGAGAUGAUUUUUUUCUUUCACCUGUUAAACUUCAUCUGAGAGAACAUUGUGGUGACAGCUGGAAAAACAAGAGAAAUCUGUUUACGAGUUGGUGUAUGCAUUAAAUGAUGGGAAAAUUACUUUUUCAUUCUUUCCUCUCUCUCCCAAAGUGUCUCUGACACACUUUAAAAUAUCUGUAUAUCUCAUGUAAAUUGAACUUUAAAUUGGACUGUAUAUUUUUCUGUAAUUCUUUACUACCUCAUUCUUAUUCUACUUUUAAGAUUAUUUUAUUUUAUUUUGAUUCUUAUUCUAAUGUCUGUGUCUGGUUCAUAUCUUAUUUCUUAUCUUGGGACUCUUGAACAAAACAAUUUCCCUGUGGGGAUCAAUAAAGUGAUCUUGAAUCUUGAA